UUCUAUACCAUUACUAAAAUAACAAAGAAAAAUCGGCGAAAUACAAAAAAAAAAGAUUGUGAAAAAAAUUUCACUACAGAACUACGACAGCAGCGAUAAGCUAGUCCAGAUUACAGCGGGCAAACCAAAUAGAGCUGUGGACGUAAAACACAAUUGCAAACGCACAAAAGGCAAAAAAAAAGAAGGAAAAAUAUAUACGGGCAAUGGUCAUGAAGGAAAGUUGAAAAUAUCAAAACGCAUUUAUCUUUUAGAAAUAGUGAAUCACUAGCAGCAGCCCAUAACUAUCUCCACAGAGUGAAAAUAUUAAAUAUAUAAUAAUAAGAGGACUGUGUGGCAAGUGUUAAAAUGCCUGAAAAUAUACGAACAACUACCCGCAGCUCAUUAAAUGGUGUUAAUAGCAACAAUGCUACCUAUUCCACCUGGGUGGGUUUUAUAUUCAUCUUCAAUUUGAUAGUGGGCACUGGUGCUCUUACUUUGCCCGGUGUUUUUGCUAAAGCUGGCUGGUUUCUUUCCCUGAUUAUAAUCAUUCUAUUGGCCAUUAUAUCCUAUAUAACGGUGACUUUCGUUAUUGAAGCCAUGGCCGCCGCCAAUGCAGUGAAAACGUGGCAAAAUUUACAGGUUCUUAAACGUAGUUACGAUUUUGAUUCCCGCGAAGAUUUACCCUCAGCUUCGGCUUCUGUAGAUGAAGCUGAUUUUGAUACAGAUGAUCCCUCGGCCUCGUUAUUACCACCCAGUCAUGAUGCUACCGCACGUCUGGAACGUAUGCCCCUCUAUGCUCAUGGCUCCACUUUGGUCUACUAUAAACUAGAUGACAAAUUUGAAUUGGGUGAAAUGGCUACAUUGUUUUUCAAUGAUUUCGGUCGAGUAUUCUUUUAUCUCUGCAUUUCUAUUUAUCUGUAUGGUGAUUUGAGCAUUUAUUCAGCUGCUGUUGCCAAAAGUUUGCGUGAUUUGUUUUGUGAUCAUCAAAAUCCCAACAAUUUUACCGAUCAUGAUCUCAAUAUUGAUGCAUUAAAUUUGAUUGCGACCAGUAAUGACACCGAUGAUGCCGUACAACAAUGUUGGAAAACUCAUAAUCUUACACGUCUUGAUGUGUAUCGCUUAUUUCUCGUUGGAUUCACUGUCAUCUUUGGACCAUUUGUUGCAUUUAGUGUACAAAAAACAAAAUAUUUACAAAUUAUUACCGUCAUCUUUAGAUGGUGUGCUUUCAUAUUCAUGAUCUCUAUUGCCUUGAAAUUGCUUAUAACAGAAGGUGCCAAAGGUCAUCCCGUAUCAAUGAAUAUUUAUGGUGUGCCCGCUUUGUUUGGUGCUUGCGUUUAUUCCUUUAUGUGCCAUCAUUCGUUGCCAAGUCUGCUGGCUCCCAUACGUGAUAAACUGGCUGUACGUCGUAUAUUGUGUGCUGAUUACAUAGUGAUCUGUUUGUUUUAUAUAUUGCUGGCCAUGACUGGUAUCUUUGCUUUUGAACGUUUACAAGAUUUGUAUACAUUGAAUUUUAUACCAGACCAAACAGAUGACCACAGUUUUAAGGCCGAACUGCUGGUGGUGAUAGAUUACUUUUUGGCAUUAUUUCCAGUGUUUACUUUAUCGGCCAGUUUUCCUAUUAUAGCCAUAACGUUGCGUAAUAAUUUGCAAACUUUAUUCUUAGAUAUGACACGUUUUGAGUCAUAUAAUUUCUUUGUGAGACGCAUUUCAUUUCCACUUAUGGCGAUAGUGCCACCUUUUACCAUCACUUACUUUACAGAGAAUUUAACUAGUCUAGUGGCAUUUACGGGCAGUUAUGCAGGAGCCGGUAUACAAUAUAUAAUACCAAUUGCUUUGGUAUAUUACGCCCGCAAUACUUGUCGUGAACUGUUGGGCAGUGGUGUGGUCAAUGAUUACCAAAGUCCUUUUCGCAGUAUAUACUGGUUGGCAUUCGUUUUAAUGUGGGCUUUGGGUUGCAUUAGUCUAGUUACUUUAAAUUUCUUUUUAGAUACUAAGUCUUAAAGUUUUUUUCUUCUAAUCUUAAGUAAGUCUUCCUCUAUUUACAGGUUUUUAAACCUUUUUAGAAAAAUGUUAAAAAAAAAAUGUUUUAAUCCUGAAAUAUUUUUAAAAACUGUUCAUGUGCUCAAUUGAAGAAAAAAGCUUAAACAAAUUAAACCCUCCAUUUGAAAUUAUCUCUUAAAUACAAAAUACUUCCUAGAAACAUUUUAUUUUGUUUUUUUUACAUAAAAUGUCAUUAUUAUUAGAUUCUUAAAGUAAAACAUAAUAAAAAUGAAACAAUUUUAAUAGUUUUUAAGAAGCUCAAUUUUAGAUUAUUUUUAUACAUACUUACAUAUUAUAUACAUUAUCUAUAUACUUAUAUAUAUAUAUUUAUAUAUAUCUUUAAAUUUAGUUUUAAAACUAAACAAAGAAAACACAAAUACCUAAAUUAGAACUGAAAACUAACUGAAUUAUUAUAUGGCGUUUCUCCCAAAUGAACCAACCAACCAUAACAUAAAAAUGAAUCAAGCAACUAUUAAAAAUUUUAAAGAAUUUUAUUUUUUAAAGAAUAAAUCCUGUAUAUAUAUUUUUAAAUGUUGAAAAUAUGAAAAAUAAAUAUAUUUUAAAUACAAAAAAUUAC
This is a messenger RNA of Lucilia cuprina (Australian sheep blowfly), 2596 nucleotides long. RefSeq names its product transmembrane protein 104 homolog. The record is from RefSeq and is a predicted model, not a curated record. NCBI's taxonomy places the organism in Eukaryota, Metazoa, Arthropoda, Insecta, Diptera, Calliphoridae. The transcript has 5 exons. The coding region runs from base 346 to 1980 and encodes 544 amino acids.